Molecule: messenger RNA, 1271 nt
Organism: Heterocephalus glaber (naked mole-rat)
Lineage: Eukaryota; Metazoa; Chordata; Mammalia; Rodentia; Bathyergidae
Gene: Cldn7
Product: claudin 7
Cellular component (GO): bicellular tight junction; membrane
Molecular function (GO): structural molecule activity
Source: RefSeq, a predicted model, not a curated record
GGCGCGCCCCCGACUCCCUGCGUAUAUACGCAGGUGCGCCGCACCUGUCUACCGCACCUGGCGGCUCACCGCCCAGCAUCUUCCCUCGCCCCCCGCAGUCUCUUGCUAACUGGCCAGGUCACCUCUGAGGACUGAGCCCAGACGGGGUAGCGAACUGCCUGGCCUUCGGGGACGGCUUUUGUCUGAAACCAGUAGUUCGGGCGCAGCCUGUCUGUCUGCUUUGAAACCGUCGCUUCACCGGAGGGGUCGAUUUGUGUUUACUUCAAGUGACAAGAAGAUUCACAAUCACUCAGCAAAAAACUUUGUUGUCUCUUUGGAGGACGUAAAACUUCACCUUCGUUGUCUUUUGUGUGGCUGCCGCCCACACUUUGUUUUGCGGUCGGGUCGCCUGCUCCGCGUCCAGUCUUUUCCGAGGGCGGAAAUGGCCAAUUCGGGCCUGCAGCUGCUGGGCUUUUCCCUGGCGAUGCUGGGUUGGGUGGCCCUGGUGGUGAGCACUGCCAUCCCGCAGUGGCAGGUGAGCUCGUACGCGGGCGACAACAUCAUCACGGCCCAGGCCAUGUACAAGGGGCUAUGGAUGGAGUGCGUCACGCAGAGCACCGGGUUGAUGAACUGCAAAAAGUACGAGUCGGUGCUCGCCCUGCCGGCGACAACACAAGCCACUCGAGCCCUAAUGGUGUUGUCCUUGGUCCUGGGCUUCCUGGCCAUGUUUGCGGCCACCGUGGGUAUGAAGUGCACCCGCUGUGGGGGAGAUGACAAAUUGAAGAAGGCCCGUAUAGCCAUGUCUGGAGGCAUCGUUUUCAUCGUGGCAGGUCUUGCCUCCUUGAUAGCAUGUGCCUGGUGUACUCAUCAGAUUGUCACAGACUUUUAUAACCCUUAUACUCCUGUGAAUGCUAAGUACGAGUUUGGAUCUGCUCUCUUUAUUGGCUGGGCAGGGACUGCCCUGGCAUUGCUGGGAGGCGGGCUGCUCUCCUGCUCCUGUCCUAUACGUGAGAGCAAAGCUUCCUACCGUGCUCCCCAGACCUACCCCAAGUCCGCCUCUGCCAAGGAGUAUGUGUGAGCUGGGGUUCCCAGGCUCCAGCCUGACAGGCUGUGGGUGUGCCUAGAUGCCCUCUAGAACCUGGAGUAGAGGGCUCCGCCUGUGGGCAGGGUGUGGGACAAAGGGCUCCUACUCAGUCCAUCCCUGCACACCAUGUAUAGUUGAGGGGGAAGGGGGGGUGGCAAAAGGGAGGGUGUGCUUUUUGUACAGUAAUAAAAAAUGUUUUGGAAAAUAG